UAUCCUGUGAUUGGUCGCAAGGACACUAGAGGCGUAUUUGAUUGCUUGCCUAUUGAGACAUCGGAGAAGGACCACCCUUACCAAUUUGCAUUGUUCAUCCUUGCCUUUGCCACAAUUCAGCAGCAUCCUGAUGCUCCCAAAGUCAUGGAAGAGCCUGCAUGCAUCUUCAUGGAAAUUGCAUCAAUUCACGGAAGGCUCUUCAUUGAAUGGGCAGGCGACUGCAACUUCAAGGACACCUCAUCUGACUAUAGUGCCGCUGACAAGAAAGAUACUAAUCUCAUUUCCACCAGAUUCAGAGGUAUUUGGUCAUUUUCAUUCUCCAUUGUUUUUCCUACUUCAAGUUGGCACCGCCCAUGUAGAUUUUUCAACUUGAAAUACACGUUCUUGAAGUCACCUUAG
Molecule: messenger RNA, 399 nt
Organism: Suillus discolor
Lineage: Eukaryota; Fungi; Basidiomycota; Agaricomycetes; Boletales; Suillaceae
Exons: 2
Source: RefSeq, a predicted model, not a curated record